UUGAUAGUAGUGGAAUAGUUAUGGUUUUACGUUAAAAAAAAAAAAAACCAACAGUGUUUAGGAAAGCAUGGAUUUUUUAUGAAAUUAUCGUAAGGCGAUUAAACACGAUACCGAUGUGUGUCCAGUGUUUUUAGAUAGUGAGCGUUUUCGGUUAUUGUCAGGUCCGCGGGCUUGAAAAACCGCAUCGUGCGCGUAUUAGCGUGAUUGUUUCUGUCGAGGACUGCGUACAUCGUGUACGGCGUCAUGUCCUCCCUGAGACAAGUGAUGCAGAUCAUCGGUUCGCACCACAUUUCUGAUCAAUUACUGGAAUCUGAUUGCCCCAAGUCCGGUGGUCUAAUUUCCAACGGCGGAUAUGCGUGGUUCGCCGCCGGAGCAAACAUCAUACUUUAUUCGAAACAGCUAGGAUCUAUUGUUUCGUCUCGGUCGUUUGCCGCAAAUCAAAAGGACAAAUCGUUGACGAUUACAUCUAUUCAAGAAUUACCCAAAAGCGAGGAUACAACUAACUUACUUUUGGUUGGAUGUUCUUUUAAAUCUUAUGGAUUAUUAUUUAUAUGUCAAUUGCCAACAUUAACUACAAUUCGUUGUAUUCAUAUACCAAAUCCAAUAUCCUACAUUUCUACCAUAAAAAAUGAAACCCUGGCUGAAGAUCAACUUUGCGAUGAAUUUAAAAUAAUGUCUACUGUAUUGUUAGUUGGUAUGGCAACUGGAGCAGUUUUUGCAAUUGAUUUAAGACAGCGUCACAUUGAAAACCAAUUAAGAAGAAAUGAAAUUGUUGUAAAUGAAUUAAGGCCUAAUAAAUUAUUCUUUAUAAGAAAAAAUGAAGAUUGCCAAGAAGUUAAAGAAAUGAGUGAUGACAGUGAUUGUCAUUUAGCAAUAUUUAUAAAUGAAAAUUUCUGUAGCUAUUGUAAAAAACAAUACAGUGGUAAAUUAAAUUUCAAAAUAUCAAGUUUGUUAUAUAAUGAAGAAAUCAAUACUGUUGCAAUUGGAUAUUCUACAGGCCACUUUCAACUAUGGGACUGUAAAAUGAUGCGGACAAUAUAUUUAUUAAAAGAACCUAAAUGUGUUAUGCCAGUAACUCAUAUUACAUUUCUUGAACCAUCUGAUGAUCCAAACAAUCUAUGUUAUCUUUGGGUUAUUCAAUCUGAUAAUUCUAGACUUCCAAACGCAAUGAUGAUUGCCUUAACAUAUGAACAUAGAAUUAUGAUGUCAAACGGAUGUUUGUCUUACAGAGUGUUCAAAGGAAAUGGUGUUAAAUUAGAAAUGUCAUUACGUAGAGAAACUGGAAUUGGUCGAUGUAUAUCUGCAUUAAGUUUAUGUAAUGUAAACUUAUCCAGAAAUGAAAAUGAUAUGGAUGAAGAUUGUGAAAUAAGAUUAUUUGCAAUGUUAAUGGAAAUUCGUCAAAAUGUAGAUGCCAGCCCUGAAUCAUACAUUUUUUUGUUUGAUAUUAACCAGUGGUAUAAAGCCCAGAUGCCAUCAAUUAUAAGCCAUUUUAAAGUAUCAAAUUCUUAUGCUAGUUUUGUAAAAUUGCCUCAUAAUGCCAGUUAUUUAGAUUUAAAUAUUUCUGACAAAACAUUACGCCCAUUUGGAUAUAAUUUUAGAAAUAAUGUUGAAGAACUCUAUUAUCCAUCUUCAAUAUAUUUUGAAUGUGAUUGUUUACUAGACACUGAAAUUAUUAGAUUUAAACAUGCUGGUGUUCAACAAGAAAUUUUGGAUCAAUUACUUUUAAAAAAUUGGAGGUUGUUAAUAAAUCCCAGUUUAAUAUUCAGCCAAUGUUUACAAACAAAUUUAAGACCAUUCUUUUGGGAUAAAACAGAUGAUUAUGUAAAUUACAGUUUGCCUGAUAAAAGAAGUUUUGUAAUAUCAAUUAUAGUAGAAAAUAGAAUUAUGUCAGUUCUUAGUGCGUGUGCUGAAGAGUGGAAAAAUGGAACUUAUGUAUCUAGCGAAGCAACUAUUUUACAUUUAGUUCAAUGUCUUUGGAAACAUGUCAUGGUUGUUAAACAAUAUGCGGAUAAAUUAUGUGUUCCUUUAUUUGACUAUUCUGGUACACAGCUGGGUAAAAAAAAUGAGAGGAUAUUAAAUCAUUGCUUAUCUCAAAUGUUGUGUGUCAAACAUUUCCUAGAAGAUUUGCAUAGUGCAUAUGGUAUACAUAUAAUAAAUGUUGACUAUUCCUAUCGUGUAUAUACAUUAAAUUUGGUUACUCAAUAUUUUAAAGCAGUAACAUGUUUUCUUAACUAUGGACUUUUACCAGAAUCCAUUGAAGAAGAUCCUACUCAGAAACUCAUACAAUGUGAUUUUUCUUCUCUUAUCCAGUAUGCUAUUAAACGUCGAAUGGAAUUUGGAGAUAUGCCAUUAUAUCUUAUUGAUGCUUUUGUGACUAAUGAACCUAAAGGAAAUAAAUUAGUCGAACAAUGGCAACACGAAGGUGGUGAAGCGACCAAAGGAAUGUAUCCACCUUCUAAUGUUCAAUGUCUAUUAAGAAUAUAUUUGAAUGCUGCACUUUCAAAUCAAGUCAAAGAUUUCAUUACAAUUUAUUUUUUGAUUGACAUUUGUUCAUCCCAAGAGGUGGAUGUAAUGACUGCCAAUCGUAUGUGUAAUUUUGCCGUUGAAUUUGAUAUUGAAAAUAAAGAAUUGAAUACUCUUUGCCGUGCUAGCUGGUUAUUAGAUCAUGACAUGUUUGAAGAAGCUAUGGAUAUUCUAGCUAAAAAUAAUGAAUGGAUGGUUAAUGAUGAAUCUUGGGAUUGGUAUCAUUGGACAGUGCUAAAAUUACUCGUAUUUAAAAAACAAUUUUUUUGGGCACGGUUUUACAUACAACUUACUAAAAUAAAUUUAAUCAACAUAAACGAUCACAAGUUUUAUAUUAAUUUGUUGAUAAUGAAUAAUCAAUGUUUCGAUACUUUAAUUUAUUUACGAGCAAGACCCUUUAAAGAAAAACAAACUUUGUUUGAGUAUUUCUUCGAUCGAUGUAGAGAAACAAAAAAAUUAAAAUGUUUGAUAGAGUAUCUCUGGGAAACUGAGGAAGCAGAACUAUUUUUAUCUUAUUUGAAAAGAUUCGAUGAUACUGAAACAUUAACUUUUCAACUGUUAUUUUUGUUACAGCGAGGAAGACACAGAGAAGCUAUUAAAUUAAAUCAAACUUUAAAAGCUUGUUCUAAAUCAAAUAGUAAUGACGUAUUAAAAAUUACUAGUGUUUUAAUUGAUGGACUUGAAAAAACUAUUCCUAAUAUUAUGAAUCAAAAUGAUGGUCGUCUUUCUGAUCGAAGUAUAUAUAAAAAACCAAAUGUUGUUGUACAAUGUAUGAAUAACGAAAGCAAAAUGUUUAUAAUGGAUAGGAAUAAAACAAGUACUUUGGUUAAAAGAAAGAGUGAAUCUUUUACACCGUCAAGUUCAAUUGAUCUUUUCUUACCAGCAAAUACUAAUACAAAGAAGCGGUCACCUGUAGAUGAUUUAAUUUUUAAUGAAAAACGAAGAAAAUUAGAAGACGAUUCAUUAAGUACUCCAAAAACUGUUAAUGACAUUGUGAAACCAAUUGAAAAACAAGUAUUAGAAAUACUCAAUACACCGUUAGUUGAAAAGUCCAUUAGAUCACCAUCAAUUUCAAGCUACUCAUCAAUUUUAAAAACAAAAUUAGCUACAAACAAUAAACAAAUAAUGUCAUUAAAUAUUGAUAAGACUCUAAGAUCUUCAAUAAGAUUUAGUCUACCUUGUAAUGAUGACACUACAGUUAAAAGAAUUGACCCUGAAGAAAUGGUAAAUGUACAACACACCGAUAAUCCAGAAAAUGAAAGUUUUUACAGUGUUGGUAGUAGUGAUGUCAAUGAUUUAACAAAUCAAAUGACCUCUGAUGAAAUACCAAUAAAUUUCCAGGAGUCACUUAAAGAUGAUUCUAAAAUUAAUAUGAGUCAUGAAUAUGAAAAAAUGGAUAUUUCUGAAGAAAAUUCAUGUUCUGAACAAGAACAAUUUGAAAUUGAUAAUGUGUCCGAAAAUGAAAUGAAAAAUAAGGAAAUAUUUUCAAGUACAGAAAAUGAUGAAUGCAUUAUAUUAACAUCUGAUGAAGAGGACAACGAAGAAGUGCAAGUAUUAGAAUUAUUACCAAAAGAUACAAGUUUAACUUUGAAAGAAGAUAUUAAAUUUUCUACUCCAGAGUCUGUUAAAAUAGAAGAGAAGAAAACCUCAAAUCCACUUUCUAAUACCUUGAAUCCUUCUGAUAUUGAUAGUGAUUGUCUUAUUCCAGAUAACCAAGAGUUAAUGAAUAUAAGUAGUAAUGAAAAACCACUAUUUAAUGAAACUACAACAGAUUGUUUAAAAUCAGGUACAACUUCUAAUGACUCUCACCCAGUACUAAAAACAAAUAAAGAAAUUGAUGUAAUUUUACUGGAUUCAGAUGAGGAUGAAAGUGAAGUUUUCUCUGAUAAUUCAUCCAGUGAUAAGUCAUUAGAUGGUAGUAUAAUAUCAGAAGACAGUGAUAUGGAAAAUACAAGAUAUGGUAGAUUUAAAUCUCAUAGAAGUCGAGAUGCUGAAGAUAGUAAUGAUGACGAACUUGAAGAUGAAAAUGAGGAAGAGGAACAAGAAGAAGAAGAAGAAGAAGAAGAAGCAGAAGAAGAAGAAGAAGAAGAAGAAGAAAAAAAUGAAGAGAUAGAUAUUUCAGAACACUAUGUUGAAGAUUCAGAAGAGUCUGAAGGAGAAGUGAACUCAAAAAAAUAUAAUUACCCAUGGUCAAAAGAAGAUGAUAAUGUUUCAGAUUUACAUAAUGAAGUAUGUGAAGAAAGUAAUUUGAAACAUCCUUGCAUAGAUGAUUUAGAUCAACAAAGUGUUAAAUUUGAAGAUGAUAAUGAAGAAAUAGAAAUUAAUAACUAUCACAUUACACAUUCUUAUGAAAAUGAAGAAAUGGAGUCUGAAAAUAGUGUAAAAAGAAAUAAUGAUGAUAACUGUGAGAAUAAUUCAGGCCAUGUUUUAUUUAUUAAUGAAGAUAAAGAUAAUAGUUUAGAUGAUCAGGAAUGUAUUGAAUAUGUUACAAAUGAUGAAUACUCAGAAAAUUUAGAAGAAAAUUUGUUAAAUGUAAAUGAAGACAAUUCAAGAGAAUCAGAUGUCAUACUUGAUGAUGCAAGUGACGAAAAUAAUUCAGUAGAAUCAGAUAUUAUUAUUGAUGAAUCAAGCGACGAAAAUAAUUCAGAAAAACAAGAUGUUACUUUUCAAGAUGAAAAUGUUGAUAAUACAGAUUUACUAAAUGUAAUACAUGAUGGUGCAAGAGAAGAAUACAACUCUUAUGAACCAACUGACAUACUUGGUAAAAAAGUUGAAAAUCUAGAAGAACCUGAUGUUACAAUUGACGACACUAGUGAAGAAAAUAGUUCAGAAGAACUUGAUGUUACAAGUGAAGAAAACAAUUCAGAAGAACUUAAUUCCAUAACUGAUGACGCAAGUGAAGAAAGCGGUUCAGAAGAAUCAGAUGCUAUACUUAAUAGUGAAAAUGAAGAAAAUAAUUCAGAAGCACAUGAAGAUCCAAAUGAUCAAACCAGUUCUGAAGGGUCUAAUAUCAUUCUCCAUGAUGAAUGUUCAGCAAAUAAUUUAAAAUCGUUUGAAACUUUAAACAAUGAUAAAACAUUAGAAAAGAAUGAAUUUAUUGGCUCUAAUAAAAUGAUAGAUUUUAUUGAUUCACAGCCCAAUUUAUUAGAAAAUCUUGCUGAAGAUAUUCAUUCAAAUGAUGACAAUCAGAUAUGUGAUGAAGAAAAUGAAAGUUCUAAGUAUAUUAUAAUCGAAAAUGACAUAAAAGAUGAUUCAAAUGUAGUAGAAGACAAUGAUAAUGUUAUUAAAGUAGUAGAAAAUACAGAUAAAGACAAUAAGAUAAGUGCGCCUAUUAAUCUAGAUGACAUUGUAACCAAUGAAGAUGAUUUAUGUGUUGACCAGAAUGAAGAUAACCAUAGUGAUGAGAAUACAUCUUCCAAUAAACAUCAUUCUUUUGAAACGUUAAGAAAUGAAUCCAAUCCCAUACCUGAUGAUGGGUCUAAUCAUCAUAGUAUGACUGAAAUUGAAUCAGAUCAAAUAGAAGUAGAUGCUAAUCAAUCGACUCAGUUUAUGUUUGGGGAUUCAUUUUUUGGUCAACAAGAAAUUCCCAAGAAAAAAUCCAUGCUUCUAUUUGGACAUGUAUAUUCUUUUGAAAAUGAACAGUUGAAUGUAAAUUCACAAGCCGAUGAACUUGAAACCCAAGAUUUAGUUGUAGUUAAUUCUAAAGAAGAUGUUACUAAUAAAGAACUAGAAGUUGAAGCAGAGGGUGAAAUUCAAGAUAUAUUAGAGCUAGAAUCAUUACCAGAAAGUAAUCCAGACGAUAAUAUUGAUACACAAAAUAAUAAAGACACUAAUAAUUUACAACCAGAAAUCAAAGAAUUUAAUGAAACAUUAAAUGAAAAUGGCCAAAAUGUUUUAUUAGGUGAUUCCAAUCUUCAAAAAACUAUUUAUUUUGAAAACACGGAUACUGUAAAAGUAUUAAAUAUUGAAAAGCAAAUUCAAAAUGUAAGUGUGGAUUCAUCAAAAAAAUCUCUUGAACUAGAAAAUGAAGAUUUGACAAAUAAUGAAUCUUGUGAAUCACUUAAUAUUAAACAAAGAAAUCAAUCCAUACUGAAUGAAUCAGAAGAACAAAUGUAUAAAGCAGAAAACAUUCUAACAAAUAAUGUUGAAAUUUAUACUAAAAAUUCUGUAGAUACAAUGGAAACUGAUGUAUCAUCUUUUAUCAUUGUAGAUGAUGAAAAAACUUGUUCAGUACUCCAAAAAAAUGUUGAAACAAUAACUCAGCCAAAACAAUUAAUGAAUAUCAUGAAUAUACAGAAUGAAGAACUUAAUGCUAAAUGUACUACAACAGUUGAGUCUUGUUCGUCUAACAAUGAGCAGUUUGAUAAUUUCAAUGAUAAUUAUCAAUUAGUUAAAUCUAAGGAUAUUGCACUUCAACAAGUUGAUACUAAUGUAAAAACAUCUACGGAAGAAAAAUAUUCUGUUGAUGAAGUACAAAAUUGCUAUCCUAUUUCAUUAGAACCAAGUAAAACGCUAAUAAAAAUUUCAACGCAUGAUAAUCCUAUUGAUACAAGUGAAAAAAUUGAGCUACCAUUUGAAAAAGAUGUAAUUAAAUUAGAGUCCGCAGACAUAACUAUUAUCCCACAAUGUCCAGAUGUUUCUAGUAAUAUUCAAAAUCUGGAAAAUAAAAACAAACCAAAUUUAGUCGAAAAACUUGAAAAAUCUGUUACAAGUUAUCAGAAAAGCAAUCUGGAUAUUCCGCAAGUUGAAAACUAUAGUUUGCGUUCAUCUUCAAGAAGAAGUAUGUCUAAAACAAAAGACUGCUGUUCGUUGGAUAUUCUCUCUGAAAAAGAACAAAAAUUAACUCGUGGCAAAAAUAAUUUGUCAUCUGACCCAAUUCAAGAAGAUAAAACAAAGAAAGCCAAAUCAAUUUCAUCAGCUGAUACUAAAAUAAUAACAACUAGAUCAAGAGCUAAAAGUGAACCUAAACAAUUUCAAUUGGAAACUAUGUCUUCAAAUAUUUUCCGCAGUUCUGAUAUGGUUGAAGAUAAUAGUAGACAAGUUAGAGUAUCGUUAUCGAAAAAAAAAGAAAAUAUUUCAUCGAUAAAACGCAGAAGUGGACGAUCAAAAUCUUUAGCUCCUGUGGAAGAAUCAGUAGCUACCAAUAGAAGAACUGUGUUUGGCUUAGAAGAAAUACCCGAAGAAGAUACUUCAAACGUGGAAAAAAGUAUUCCAAAAACUGAACGUGUAGCUUUAAAAAGAAAAUCAAAAUUCAAUUUCUUAACUAAUAUAUCAAAAAAAAUAGAACAUGAUAAUUUAAACACAAAAUGUCAACAAAAUACAAAAUUAAGAACUCCAAGAAAAUCUAAAUCAGUUGAGCCAGACCCUGUUCUAACAUUUUCUGUUGUGAAAACAAAACCAAAACGUAGUUCAAGUGUAAAUAUAUUAAUUUCAAAUGAUGAGAUUCCUACUCAAAAAGAUGAUUUAAUAGGAGUUUUAAAAAAAGCAUUGAAUUCGCCCAAAAAAAUAAGAAAACGUUCAGUUACAGAGUCACUCAAGAGUAGAAAAAAACAAAAAAUCCUAAAUCAAGUUGAGGAUGAAAAUAAUGAAGUUGCUGAAUGUGAAUUUAAUUUAGAUGAGUCUGAUCAAAGUAAUCACAAUUCUAAUUCCUCUUAUUCUUGUGAACAAUUAUCACCAAUAGCUGGAAACAUUUCUCAACAUAUGUUGUAUACUCCAGCAAAAAAACGUACUAAAAUACGUAUGGCUAACUUAAAUUCUGAAAAUGAAGAUUCUUCUUCAGAUGAAUCAACAGAUUCCAAACGUAUUAUGACUAGAUCAAUGAUUCAAAAUUCUAGUAAUAUAGAAUUAGAUCCUCUUCACCAUACACUCAAAAGUGAAAUCAAGUCAUCAGUUAAAUCAAAAGUACCUAUUAACAGACAAAGAAGAUCAUCUGUUAGCAACACAUCUAAAAUUCAAUCUCCAAAGAAAUCAGCUACAUCUCAUUUUGAAAAGGAUGAAUCAUUGCCUAAACGCAAAAGUACAAAGAAAACAAUUGUUCGUGGAGCAAUAGAACCAUUAAUAGAACCACCUACUUCAGAAAGACGUAUGACACGUUUUCAACAAUCGAUAUUAGAUAAAUCAUUACAGUCCACGUCUGUUAUUGGACAAGAUACGACAACUAGUAACAUCACUGUGCCAAAACCAGGAAAGAAAAAAAAUAUUAAAAAAACCAAUUUAAAAAAAUCUAGUAAUUAACAUUAAUAUAAAGUUAAUAUCUAUGUUAAUAGAAAUAUAUCUUGGUUUAUUACAAAUAAUUAAACUUAUAAAUUGUCUUAAACUUAGAUUGUGUCAUAUGUUGUUAUUAUACAUAUACAUGUUUAAAUAUAAAAAUAUAGAUUUUCAUCUUAGUCUAGUUAUGGCCUUGUAAGAUUGAUUAAAAAUGUAAUAUUAAAAUUAAACUCUAA
Molecule: messenger RNA, 8966 nt
Organism: Melanaphis sacchari
Lineage: Eukaryota; Metazoa; Arthropoda; Insecta; Hemiptera; Aphididae
Product: protein ELYS-like
Exons: 24
Coding region: 244-8757 (2837 amino acids)
Molecular function (GO): protein binding
Source: RefSeq, a predicted model, not a curated record